CCGCCCUCUGAUAAUGCAGCAUGGGCGAAAAUACCAGACCCAAAAGCUACAGCCGAGGAAGCACACCGCUCUACUGUUAACGAUUUUGGACGAGUGAACUAAAAGUGAUGUUCCAACAAUGCCGAUAGUGGAUAAACUCAAAGAGGCAUUAAAGCCUGGUCGAAAGGACACUGGUGAUGAGGGCGACCUCAACAAACUGUUGGCCUCUUCUGCCAAGAAGGUCCUCUUGCAGAAGAUAGAGUUUGAGCCUGCCAGCAAGGGUUUCUCAUAUCAACUGGACAGCCUAAAGAACAAAUAUGUUAUCCUCAAUCCCCGGAACGAGGGCGCUACGGGCCAGAAGGCCACAGAGCCCACCCCAAUAAAGAGGCAAGUCUCAGAGAACAUAGUUGGGGGCCAGAGCGAUGGGAUCCCUGCCCCACAGAAGAUGCUCUUUCCAGGGAAUAAGCUCGCCCUUAAAUGGGAGCGGGUGUACAGGGUGGGAGCCGGUCUCCACAACCUAGGAAACACCUGCUUCCUCAACUCCACGGUGCAGUGUCUCACCUACACCCCGCCACUUGCCAACUACUUACUCUCAAAGGAGCACAGCCGUGCCUGUCACCAGUCAGGCUUUUGUAUGAUCUGUAUAAUGCAGAACCAUAUCAUCCAAGCCUUUGCCAACACAGGCAAUGCCAUCAAGCCUGUCUCCUUCAUCAGAGACCUGAAAAAAAUUGCCAGACAUUUUCGCUUUGGAAGCCAAGAGGAUGCUCAUGAAUUUUUGCGGUACACCAUCGACGCCAUGCAGAAGGCCUGUCUCAAUGGCUACCCUAAGCUUGACAGGACGACCCAGGCCACAACCCUGGUUCACCAGAUCUUUGGAGGUUACCUCAGGUCAAGAGUGAAAUGCUCUAUUUGUAAAAGUGUGUCGGACACGUAUGACCCUUAUCUGGACAUCGCUGUAGAGAUUCGGCAAGCGGCAAACAUUGUUCGUGCCCUUGAACUGUUUGUGAAACCAGACGUCCUAUGUGGGGAGAAUGCCUACAUGUGUGCCAAGUGCAAAAAGAAGGUUCCAGCGACGAAGCGCUUCACAGUCCAUCGAACAUCUAACGUGCUGACCGUUUCACUGAAGAGGUUUGCCAACUUCAGCGGUGGAAAAAUAACGAAGGAUGUUGGUUACCCAGAGUUUCUGAACAUCCGCCCCUACAUGUCUCAGAGCUCGGGCGACCCUGUUAUGUACGGCCUCUACGCAGUCCUGGUUCACUCUGGCUACAGUUGCCACGCUGGCCACUACUACUGCUAUGUGAAGGCAAGCAACGGUCAAUGGUACCAAAUGAAUGAUUCAAUGGUGCACUCUAGUAACAUCAAGGUGGUGUUGAACCAGCAGGCCUACGUGCUUUUCUACCUGAGGAUCCCUGAAACAAAGAAGAAUGCAGAUGGACAGACUACCAAACAGGCCAUGUUGCAUCCUGGGAAGAACAGUGUGUCGUCUGAGCAGAUUAAGAGGUCUAAUCUGAACGGGCCUCUCUCCUCCCCGCAGGUCACUAAGAAACUUGAGCCUGCACAGCUGCGUAAGAUCCAGUCCAUGGACGGUGGUCUGGGCCUGCCCAUUUCCAGGAAUGGUGUGGGCUCUCAGCCACAGCCCAGAAUUAACAACUGGGGGUCGUCCUCCAAUGGCCCCUCAAAGCUGCCAGGUGGACCAACGGUUAUCGAUGAGCCUUUCAAGAAGCUGAAGAAGCCGUCUCCCCAGAGCCAGGUGCAGUCCCGCUGCGGCACCCCGACCCCUUCCAACGGGGUCAGCAGGACGGAGGGAGAUAAGAAGCAGGGUGGCGAGGGCAGAAGCAUGUCAGCGUCUACCUCAUUCAAGUCUUUGUCUGACUCCUCGUCUGCCGACACAUCCGACUCCAAGGACUCUGUGGGUACCAGAAGUGCGCCAGUAGGAGACACUCCCUCCACCCCACGGAAAGGCUCCCUCGCCCUGGCGUCCCCAGCCAAGAGCGUGGAGCGCUCUCAGAGCACAGAGGAACAGAAGACGGCGAAAAUAAAAACCCCGGCCCUCAACAACAUCACGUCUGAAGCCACCAGCACCAUGUCACCUCCACCGGCCAAGAAACUGGCCCUGUCAGCCAAGAAGGCUCGCAGCCGGAGACCGAGCAGCAAUGAUGCUCUGCCCCCUUUGCCACGCCAGCUGUCCAGUGACCCCACGCAUCAAAAUCAACUUAACCCCCUCACCUUUGCCUCACCUACCCACACUCACAGAGCUGUACCAUUCCAUUCACCUAAAGUCCAGUCAUCACCUUUGGCCCACUCAAGUGGAUCCUUCAAACAGCAGAGCCCUCAGAAACAGUCCCCUCUCUCCACUCCACAAAAACCAAACGCCAGCCUUUCUCCUAAAACCAACGGGCUUCACAAUGCCGGCCCAAAGAGCCCCAAGUCUUCCAACAACCUCAGCUCCUUGGUCCAAGAACCAGAUCUCAACAGCGCUACAGCUCAAAAAGCCAACCAAAAGAAGAAGAGGAAAAAGAAGCGGCGGCAUUCUGAGGUGGAGGGUGACGCAGACCCAGUGACAUCCGCAGCUACAUUGAUACAGGCCGACCCUGUGGAGUCAGCCAGCGAGAAGAAGCGCAAGAAGAAAAAGAAAAAGCGAAAGAAGGAGCAUGAAGAUGGAGAGGAAGCCAAGGAGAGGGGGUGUGUCCCCUCUCACCUGGACACAUCGAACCAGGAAGAGGACUGGUGCCAGGGUGGCAUGUGGAGCCUUACAUCCCAUCCAGAUACAGAGCAGCCUCAACAAAAACCUCAGUUAGCUACCAAAACCCCAACGCUUUGCGAGUCAAAUCCGGAAGACCAGGGAAAGGACUCUGUAAAGUUGAAAAAGAAGAAGAAGAAAAAGAAGCUGCAGAUGGUUGAGGCUCUGGAGGAUACAGCCUCAGCAUGCUCCGCACCAGAGAGAACUUCAGAGAUUGCCACUGUCACACAGAACGAUACUGGAGAUUUGAUAAUGUUGAAAAAGCAAUUAAAGGUGAAGAAGAGGAAGAAGAAGAAGCUAAAAGAAGAGGUGAGCCUGUGGGAGGAGAGCAGGCGCUGCUCGAAUGGACACAGCGAUGAACCUGAACAAGUGGAACCUCCUUCCAAAGAGAACACCAAGGAGAACGGCAAAAUGAGUAACAACACAGCCAGGGUGGUGGUGUGGGACAGCCAAGUGAAGGACGGCUACAAACGCAGCCAGGUGCCUGCGGCUGAUAUAAGUGAGAUAGGAGACAGCCCGGCCCCUGCUGCCUCUGUAGCCUGGGAUGGCAAAAAGACAAGUAGUGUGGUAGAGGAGCUCCUCAAGAACUCUACAGAUAAGGCCUACGGAGCAGACGUCCUUAGUUGGGAUGGAGAUGUCUCUGCUAUUAGUAGAGAUGCUGCCGAAGAUGUCCGCCAAGCCCAGUGUGACACUGUGAUCGAUGAGUGGGAUGAAGACUUUGACAGGGGAAAGGUGAAGAAAAUAAAAAACUAUAAAAGAGAGAAGUGGAGAGGUGGCAGCAGCAUCUUCCAACAGAUCCAGGAAAGGCGAAGCAAGUGGUCCGUUACGCCCGGCGGGAAGAGAGUUUUUGGAGUCCGCCGAUGAGAGUCCAGAUUUGCUGUUGAGGCUCAUACUGACUGGAAAUUGAGACAACACUGUAUACCAAACUUAUGUACUUUUACCUUUUUUUUAAUUUCUCAGUCCUUGUUUUGAAACCAAAAUUUAAUUCGAAAGAAAAAAGCUCAAAAUCUGAAUUUUAAGCAAACCUGAAAUAUUGGCUUCAGUGUUGACUAAUCUAUUCCCCUUUUUAUCAAAAUGCUGAAUCAAGUUUUUCUACAAUCCUCUACACCUCCAAAAUUAAUUUGUUGGCCUCAUUUGAGCCUUUUGGUAUUGCCGUAACAAUAUUCAGCUUCUAUGAAAAGAAAUAGUCGAGAUGUGUACGCUGAGAAUGAGACUGACAUGUGUGCCACACUUUGGCUGUCUUGGCUUGGAAACUGAACACAAUCUCAGAGCCAACUUUUGCAGACAUAAGAGCUCAGUUUGUAGGACAUUUUAAAAACUCCUAUUCUAAAUUAAAGAGAUCAACAAAUAUAUUAUUGUAGAUUUCUGUAUGAUUUACCUAUUUUAUACCUUUGUUCGCCAACAUUUUAUUUUGCUGCAGUGUCUGUGCCACGUGGCUUGUUUUUAAGGACCACAUUUUGCCUGCAUAUUGUUGGUAAAAUGAAGCUUUAAAAUUGCCACUAUUUUCUUAUGCAUGUUUAAAAUAUACAAAGGUUCAUUUUGAUUUUAGUUGUGCUAGUUUUUGCUUAUAAUUCCUUCUUUUUUUCUCCCCCGCGCAAAUCCUCUUUAUUUCAGAUUUAAUGUAGAUACAUUUAAGGCCACAAAAAAAUGCUCCGCCAAUUUCUAUUAACAGUUUCAACUGUUAGUGGUUGUGUUCAUGAGCCACUUGUUGGAUGAUUUGCCCCUGUUUACCUGGACCUUAUUGGUUUUUGACAACUCAUAAUGUGUUAUGCCAUGUAUAGGUUCGGGUUGUUGGGAGUAACAGUCAUCAGUCCAGCGUUCAGGAGCUCUGUUUGGAGAUUUGACUUUUCACAAACUGUUCUUCACCAAUGUUCUGGAAUAAAGGGGUUACAUUUUAUACUUGAGGCACUGUUGGACUGGGAUUGCCUCAUGCUAAUAAUUAAUUUUCCCCUUGUAUCUUAUAUCUCUAUGCAAUUUUUCUGAUGCUCAUGCUGGUCACCUAGAAACUGGGCUAAGACUCAGGAAACCAGAAUCCCAUUUUCAUCACGGAUCAGACUCCCCUGUUCCAUAUAGAGUAGUCCCUAACCAGGACCACCAUUUUGCUUCUUGUAAAUCCUGUAGAAAUAGUUUUAUACAAAGUACUUCAGGUGUGGAAACAAUGGGAUCAUAUUGCAACAAUCCUGGCACAGAUGCGUAGAGAAACUAGCGUUAUACAAAAAAAAUGCUUUGCCAGAGUAGAAGCGUGUACAGUCCAUCUUGUGCUACCUGUUUCCCACCAAUGCUGUAAAGAUUUGCCCAUGCAUUUCUUCUCAUUCUAGAGAUGUUGCCUUGAAUUGGCUAUUAAAAAAUAUAGGAUUUAAUGUUAUAAAUAUAUAAUUUAAAGAAGAAUAGACACAGAUCUUUUAUGUGCUACUAAUAUUCAGAUCAGUCGGUGGAUGUUAACUUGAGCAAUUAUCUGCAAAUGUGUUUGCUCAUGUGUGAGUGAGUUGUCUUCAUGCAAGACCUUCCCUAUGUCACUGUGGUGUGUACAGUACAAGAGACUACAGCAGUUUAGUUCUAUAGGACAUGUUUGUCUGCUGUGUAAUCGACACAGGGUGUGACUCUCAAAUUAACACAGGAACAUUUACCAGUGUGGAUGGACGGUCCACAUGUUUGCAUUGAUGGUUCUAUAUUUUGCACCACUUUUUCUGACCAGGGAGGAGACCUUUCAUAAUGAAAGUGGCUCCUACCACAUUAUAGUUAACUAUAAAGGUGCAAUAAAGUUGUGACUUUUGUGA
Messenger RNA from Eleginops maclovinus (Patagonian blennie), 5496 nucleotides. RefSeq names its product ubiquitin specific peptidase 36 (gene usp36). Gene Ontology annotation, biological process: protein deubiquitination; regulation of apoptotic process. NCBI's taxonomy places the organism in Eukaryota, Metazoa, Chordata, Actinopteri, Perciformes, Eleginopidae. Bases 119 to 3583 code for a protein of 1154 amino acids. The record is from RefSeq and is a predicted model, not a curated record. The transcript is spliced from 20 exons. Gene Ontology annotation, cellular component: cytosol; nucleus. Gene Ontology annotation, molecular function: cysteine-type deubiquitinase activity.